Molecule: messenger RNA, 675 nt
Organism: Diversispora eburnea
Lineage: Eukaryota; Fungi; Glomeromycota; Glomeromycetes; Diversisporales; Diversisporaceae
Source: the annotation of a GenBank genome assembly
AUGUCAAAUCCUCAAUAUCAUCACGAAAAGCCAGUGCUUUAUUCGUAUUUUAGAUCAUCAUGCGCUUGGCGUGUUCGUACUGUUUUAAAUUGGAAAGGAAUCGAUUAUGAAAUUAAACCUGUGAAUUUAGUAAAAGAAGAACAGAAAGCGCCAGAAUACUCUAAACUUAAUCCACUUAAAGAAGUACCAACUUUAAUAAUUGAUGGAUUAGUAUUAACUCAAUCACUUGCAAUAAUUGAGUAUCUUGAAGAGACUCGUCCCGAAAAACCAGUGUUACCUAAAGAACCUGGGAAAAGAGCUUUAGUAAGAUCACUUGUUCUCGCAAUUGCUAGUGAUACUCAACCAGUCACCAAUUUACGAAUUUUAAAUUAUCUUGGUGACGAUCGCAAGGAAGAAUGGACCAAAUAUUGGAUGUCUUAUAUUUUUGAAGGAAUUGAAAAGCAACUUAAAGAAGUAGCGGAUGAUUAUUGUGUUGGGAAUGAAGUUACUCUUGCUGAUAUUUGUCUUGUACCACAAGUUUUUAAUGCUAACAGAUUCAAAGUCGAUUUAACUCCAUUUCCAAUUAUUCAACGUAUAUCUGAUAAAUUACUUGAAUUAGAAGCAUUUAAAAAAGCCCAUCCGUUUCGGCAAAUUGAUUGUCCUAGCGAGCUCAAAUCAAAAAAUAACAUCACAUAA